UUCCAACAGAGCACUGCAUCAUGGUAUAUGUGAUGGCCUUCUCUUGCGUGCCUGCGCAAAAAAUAAAGCCAUUUAGGACUCGAUGAAUUCCACUGGCUCCCGUCAUGAGGUCGGCAUGUCGGGCAAUCUUUUGCACGUGGGGCCCCGAGUACGGAUCACUGAUGUGAAACCCAGGACGGGGAUAGCUAGGCCGGCAUGGAUUCCCACGUCGAGUUAUAUAACACUACUGUAGACGCAUGACAGGAGUAAUUUCUGACUGGCCGGCACGAUACUUCGUGGAGCCACAAUAGAGACGACAAUGGGUUUCCUCGCGUUCGCACUGGGCUGUUUGGCGACGCUUCCUUUGGCGGCACCUUUCACUAUCCCGUCGCCCUCCUCGAUCAACAGUAGUAUCACUCUUCUCUAUUACGAUGAUGUCGAUGUGUACACUGCUUCAGAGCACAGGAGCGUUCUGCUUCUCUCGCCAAUGUCUCAGUCAGACGCAGUGACAGCGUGCGCCGGUCUGGCCGAAACUUUGCUGCCUAUCAAAGACGCCUUCUUUGCGACCGAGCUCGUGCCCUUGCUGCAAUACCAGCUGUACUGGGUUGAAUCUGCUGGAGAGACCUGCCAAGCUGUGGACAGCUUGGGGCUCGUGUCCACAGUUUCUUGCGACUCAAAACACCCGAUACUCUGCAGUCAAAGUGCAGCAUAUGGCGCCUCUGCCGCUGCUAACAACUCUAUCAUCGUAUACGCAGAUGACCUGACGGUCAUUGGAUACCGUGAUCAGCUCUCAUUCCGCUUUGAGGGCAUACCUUAUGCCGAUCAUCCGGAGCGAUUCACCUAUCCAACGGCAUAUACAGGGUCAAAGACGUUAAACGCAACGGCCUUUGGAUCGGAGUGCGUUCAGGCUGGAGUUCCUUCCGGCAGUGAGGACUGUCUCUUCCUCAACAUCUGGACUCCGUAUAUCCCACUUGACGGCUUGAAGCCCGUCAUGUUCUGGAUCCAUGGAGGGGCGUUCAUCGGUGGCACCGGAUCCGACCCGAUGUACGCGGGGAGCAACAUGGCAGCCCGCGGCGACGUCGUGCUCGUGACCAUCAUUUACCGUCUAUCCAUCCUCGAUUUCCUUGCUCUCGACGACGGGGUGACGAAUGGCAACUUUGGCAUCGCGGACCAGGUCGCAGCGCUCGAUAGGGUGAGGGAGUACAUCACCGCGUUCGGUGGCGACCCGGAUCGCAUCACCAUCUUUGGCCAAUCGGCAGGCGCAGCCUCUGUCCUCGCGCUGCUAGCAUCACCGCCUGCUAUUGGCAAGUAUGCAGCGGUAGUUUCGAUGAGCAACCUUGCUGGUUCCGAUUAUGCUACGAGGCAUUCUCUGUACUACACCAUCUCUGAGGAAGUGAGCGAAGUUGUGUAUGGGAUCCUGGAAGAGACCGGCUGCACUACCGACAAUGCAUUGGAGUCCCUCAGAGCCUAUGAUGCGUACGACCUCGUUAGUCUGAGCAACGUAGCUCGAUUCAUAGUAGUUGAGGGCACGUACGUCACGCACACUGAGCUGCCACUUAACGGAUCAGGGACCGUCGCUAAUGUCCAUGCGAUGAUGGGACAUAUGCGUGACGAUGGCGCAGCAUUUAUUGGUUAUCCGACCACCACCAAUUUGACAUCGGCUUUACUUGCGCAGGAUCUCCCGACCACCGUUGUGAAUGAUAUGCUCUUCGAGGUGCCGACUGGACCGAACGCGACGUACAAUAUUUUCAAUGUUACAGCACGCGUCGCAACAGACGUCGAGUUCCGCUGCCUCGAGCAAGCCACCGUGUGGUUCUAUCAGUUCAAUCGGAGUUAUCAGACGCCUGAAUUCGAACCAAACUAUCCCGUUUGCCACGCGCCAAUCACGGCCGAGUACCCAUAUGGCGAUCCGUCCAUGGAAUACUUUAAGUGUCACGCAGGUGAACUCUACUACGUCUUCGGGACCUUGCCGACUACAUUGCCAUACCGCGAUGACCAAGAUCUGCCGUUCAUGCAGCGGACGCUCGACAUCUGGACCACGUCCGCACGCACGUACAACCCGAACCCCGAUUCAGGCUACCUUACCGCGCGCUGUUACAACGGCACGCUGGCACGGCUCGCGGAGCAGAGCACCUGGGAGCCUGUCACGACGCAAACAUUGACAAGCGCGCCUCUGCGGACGCUGCAGUGGGACGGUUUCAUGGGUCCUUUUGCGGAGCAGGAGCAAUGCGACUUCCUCAGCUAUCCGUUGGACUAUUUCGGAUAAAGAGGAGGGACAGUCUUCAGAAGCCAUGAUAUGAGCAUGCGCGUGGAGUUAUUCGUGGUUCAGAAGACACGCUGAUUUCAUUGGUUGCAUCGAUUGGAUCGUGAAGCAUCGCGUGGUUGGUGUCAUCUUCGCUCGUGUGAGGGUUCCGCGGAGGCAUCUUUUCCUGUGCCGAGCGAUGAAUGCGGGCAAUGUCACUGCGGUGCCGACACUGAGCUCUCGAGCAGCUCCGCGAAGAGUCCCGGGACUU
Molecule: messenger RNA, 2492 nt
Organism: Laetiporus sulphureus 93-53
Lineage: Eukaryota; Fungi; Basidiomycota; Agaricomycetes; Polyporales; Laetiporaceae
Product: carboxylesterase from carbohydrate esterase
Exons: 10
Coding region: 299-2245 (648 amino acids)
Source: RefSeq, a predicted model, not a curated record